Odocoileus virginianus texanus is the source of this 5646-nucleotide messenger RNA. RefSeq names its product SH3 domain containing ring finger 2 (gene SH3RF2). Gene Ontology annotation, molecular function: ubiquitin protein ligase activity; protein phosphatase 1 binding. NCBI's taxonomy places the organism in Eukaryota, Metazoa, Chordata, Mammalia, Artiodactyla, Cervidae. Gene Ontology annotation, biological process: protein ubiquitination; positive regulation of proteasomal ubiquitin-dependent protein catabolic process; positive regulation of JNK cascade. Gene Ontology annotation, cellular component: nucleoplasm. The record is from RefSeq and is a predicted model, not a curated record.
CUUGACUGUGUUUUAAUUUCCAGGAAAGGACAGAAAAUGAGGAAGGGGAAAUAUAAACUUUGUAAAUAUUUAACCUUAGAGUAAAUUGACUUGUAUUUUGCCCACUUGUAAUCUUUUCCCUGAAAUCGACUCCCACAAAGGAAGGAUCCGUAGCAGAGUGUGAAAGCGCAAAGGACAGAACGGCGGUGAAAGCGUUAACUGGGCUGGGUAAGGCGAUCCAUGAAAUGAGUUAAGACUCGAGUUAAAGUUUUCAAAGCGGCGGCAGCAGCAGCAGCUCCCGGGGAAGCGGAAGCCGGUGGAGGGAGCCUGGCGGAGCAUCGAGGGGGACCGUGCUGAGCUGAACUCAGCCCUGGGUGACAAGCUCAAGACAAGCAGGCAUCCUGACGCUCUCAAGAAGCCCUGUCUCUGCCCCACUGGCUCAGCUGACCCGACCAUGUGGACUCUGCCCCUCCAGGUCAGGACUGGAGUUUUAAAAUAAAAUGGAUGACGUGACGUUACUUGAUCUUCUGGAGUGCCCCGUGUGCCUUGAAAAGCUCGAUGUCACCGCCAAAGUUCUCCCUUGCCAGCACACCUUCUGCAAGCCAUGUCUCCAGAGGAUUUUCAAGGCCCACAAGGAGCUGAGGUGCCCCGAGUGCAGGACCCUGGUGUUUUGCAGCAUCGAGGCGCUGCCUGCCAACCUGCUGCUCGUGCGCCUUCUGGACGGCGUGCGGGCCGGACAGGCCUCGGGGAGAGGGGGGUCCUUCCGCCGGCCCGGCGUGCUGACCCCGCAGGACGGCAGGAGGAGCAGGACUCACCCCAGAGGUCCGCAGUGCAGUCCUUUCCGGCUGGUGCCUAACGUCAGAAUCCACAUGGAUGGGGUUCCUCGAGCCAAGGCCUUAUGCAACUACCGAGGGCAGAACCCCGGUGACCUGAGGUUUAAUAAGGGAGAUGUCAUCCUCCUCCGAAGACAGCUGGAUGAGAACCUGUACCAGGGGGAGAUUAACGGAGUCAGUGGAGUCUUCCCAGCCAGCUCCGUGCAGGUCAUCAAGCAGCUGCCCCAGCCACCCCCACUCUGCCGGGCCCUCUACAACUUUGACCUUCGCGACAAGGACAGGAGUGAGAACCAGGACUGCCUGACCUUCCUCAAGGAUGAUAUCAUCACUGUGAUCAGCCGAGUGGAUGAGAACUGGGCAGAAGGCAAGCUGGGAGAUAAAGUCGGUAUCUUCCCAAUCUUGUUUGUAGAGGAACAUCACCCUGGGAUACAGCAGAGAACACCCUGCCCUCAGGUAGCUGACAGUCCAGUGGAGGAAAGGAAGCCAAACCUCACCGCAAGACACCUCCUAGAGAAGAACAAAGGCCGUCCAUCGUCCCACACGAAAAACCUGUCCCUGGUGUCCUCCCCCUGCAGAGGCAAGGCAACCAACACGCCCACCCUCCGAAGGGGCCCGGGAUCCAGGAGGAAGGGGCCUGGCCAGUUCUCCAUCACAACAGCCUUGAACACCCUCAACAGGAUGGUGCAUUCUCCCUCGGGGCGCCACAUGGUGGAGAUCAGCACCCCAGUGCUCAUCAGCUCCAGCAACCCCUCUGUGAGCACCCAGCACAUGGAGAAAGUGGAUGCUUCCCCCAGCUCCAUGGGACAGGUCAGCACCUAUCACCCUGCACCUGCCUCCCCAGGACAUUCCACAGCCAUUGUCAGUCUUCCUGGCUCCCAGCAACACCUCUCAGCUAACAUGUUUAUAGCUCUGCACUCCUACUCAGCCCAUGGACCCGACGAACUGGACCUACAGAAGGGAGAGGGCGUCAGGGUCCUGGGCAAGUACCAGGACGGCUGGCUCAGAGGCGUCUCCUUGGUGACCGGGCGAGUCGGCAUCUUCCCCAACAACUACGUCAUCCCCAUUUUCAGAAAGACAUCUAGCGUUCCAGACUCCCGAAGUCCUGGUCUCUACACCGCAUGGACGUUAUCCACCUCCUCUGUGUCCUCCCAAGGCAGUAUUUCAGAAAGUGAUCCCCGGCAGAGCCGGCCCUUCAAGUCCGUCUUCGUGCCCACGGCCAUAGUCAACCCUGUGCGGAGCCCAGCCAGCCUGGGGACCCUGGGGCAGGGCUCUCUCCGCAAAGGACGAGGUAGCAUGAGAAAGAGUAAGUGGUGGCAGAGAGAUGGAUCUCUGCAGAGACCCGUCCAGUCGGGGAUCCCCACCCUCAUGGUGGGCUCCUUCAGACGCAGCCCCACCAUGGUGGUCCAGCCUCAGCAGUUCCAGUUCUGCCAGCCACAGGGAGCCCCCUCCUCAGCCUCCACGGUGGUGGCAGAGCUGGGACCCAAGCCUGCUCCCACCGGGGAGCCUGCCCUCACAUGCGUCAGCAGGGGCAGCGACACCAGGAUCCACACGGCAGCCAGCUCCCUCAUCAUGGAAGGCAAAGAAAUCCCCAUCAAGAGUGAGCCUCUCCCCAAACCGCCUGCAUCUGCCCCACCCUCCAUCCUGGUGAAACCAGAAAACUCAAGAAGCAGCGAGAAGCAAGUCAAAACCGUGAGAUUUCAGAACUACAGCCCUCCUCCCGCCAAACACCACACCUCUGGGAAGCCUGAACAGCCAGCCAACCCAAAGGGGUCCCAGCCUGAGGCAGCCCCCGCGGGCCCGGAGAUGACCAUCCUGUUCGCCCACCGAAGCGGCUGCCACUCUGGACAGCAGACAGACCUCCGGAGGAAGUCAGCUUUUAGCAAAACCGUGACCCCGGCAUCCACUGCCUCAGCCACGCAGACCGCGUUUCCCAGCAAAUGAAUCUACAGGUGGCUUUUCCUAGACCCCAAAGAGAUCCCGCCUUGGAAACCUUCCUGGGAGGAGGAGUAAUAACGGGAUCCUGAAGAGACAAACUGUCUGCUUGGAUGGUAACUCCUCGGUGCAGAGUUCUGGGCCAUGUGAUACUCCCUGGACAUCAGGGACGGUACAGGAAUACCGAUAGACUGGCCUCCAAGACAGAAGGGGAACAGGAGAAAAAGUAAAUCUGCCUUCCCUCAAUAUCAGUGGGUGGUGGGCCAGGCUGGAGGAAACAUGAGCCAUGUGACUUUACAGGUUACACCAGACCCUUGGCCCUCCUGUUUUUCUGUUCUGCUGCCAAAGCCAAAUUUCCUCUUGCCAGUUUCUCACACCUUGGCACCUAACCGACAAAUGAAAAGACCAGACACCGAGUGCCUCCCAGAGAUGUGUCUGGCCUGUCGCUCCAGCUCGGAUUGGAGCAGAGCCGGGGGCGGCAUCACGUUCUCCUCUCAGGUGUUCAAGCCACAGAGGCCAGGGCUGCUUCACACUGUCCCCAGCCUUCACCCCCUCCCUUGACCACACACGCUGCAUCACUCCACCGGAUCUGCAUUCUUUCCCAUUCCAAUUCCAUUCUGCCUUUUCACCCUGACACUUCCUGAUCCAGAGGGUUUUUGUUAGAAGCCCCACAGCAUUGGCUUUAUUGGCCAAGAGGUGAGUGAGGAGGCAAGAGGCCAGUGAGACCACAGAAAGGCUGAUGCAGCAAUGACAUCUUCUCACACGUGGGCUAUGAGGGUGCCACCAGCUGUCAGUCAUCUCUUUUCUCUCAACACCGUGACUAAACGUUGGUUCCAUUUUCUCUGGUAUGAAUUCGGGUUUGGUUGGCUGCUCUUUAGCAUUGGAAGCAAUGAAUAUGGAGAUGCUGCCUUCAGAUUCUGGAAUCUACUUGUUACAACCAUGAAGCCCUACAGCUCACCUAUAGAUAGGUUUCAAUGACUUCACUUUUCAGAGCAAUCAUAGAAUGUCAGAGUUGGGAGGAAUUUUAAUUUUAUAGAUGAUAUACCAAAACAUUAGGUAUAGGAAAGCUGUCCACACAAAAGCAAGUUGUAUAAACUGGAUUGGAGAAAACAAUACAACUUGUAAUGCCCAGAAACCAUUAGUUCACAUUGGCUAAUUAUAAAUGUGUCCUCAAGGCUCUCUCAUUCAGAUUUGCUUCUUCUUAGACUGGCCUCUGCCUCUCACAUUUAGAACAGCAAGAAACCACCACUCCCAAUAUUUACACAUACUGUUUUUUUCAUCUCUGGAAUCUUUUCACGGCUUACAGUUUCAUGGAGGGUUUCAUGAAGAUUUAGCUUUUCCUUUGAACCUGGUUAGCCAGUAAAACAAAUAUUUUUUCCCCAAAGCACAAAUUAAAGAACCUGAUUUGUUCCCAGCCAUAUUCAGAAUCUUAAGAAAAGCUCCCCCAUUCCCUAAAGUUUUCAUCUCUGUACUGUCAGCUUCAGGAUAUAGAUUUCAAAUGGCUAUGGGUCAAAAGUGGUGGAGGUGUGGGAAGGCAGAUUCAGAUGAAUUUGAGUGAUUAGAAUGAGGUCAGGCCAGAAAUGCACCUGAGAACAGUUUGCUAAUCAUUAGUUCUGAGUUUCAUCUUCUAGAAUUCUUGCUUCUUAUAUUGGGUCAGGGGAGAGGGUAUUAUUUAGGUGAAAAAGGAAGAAAGAGAAAACAGAAGAAGAGAAAAUUUCACCUUUCCAUGGAAAUAUCAGCAGAAAAUCUAUAGACUCUUGUGUCUCUGCUUGUUUUUUCAGUACAGUAUUUUUUAAUAGACCAAAAGAAAAUUUUUAUGAGGUAAUAUGUAUGUGAAUAAUGUUUAUAGAAGGGGUAUUACAUGUUAGUCAUUAUGGACAAUUGUAUAAAUAAACCUUAGACAUGUAAAAUAUAUAAACAUAUAGAAAUUAUUUUAUAGGGCUGUGGACACUUUUCAUAUCUUUGUUCUAAAACAUAGAGAGUUCCAGGGCUGGCAGCUUAUUUCUUUGUUAGUAUAUGCCACGGAAACCCAAAAGGUGUGGUGGGAUGUCAUGUGUUUGUUUUCUGGUUUUGUAAUUUAUAAUGAUCUGAAUGGAUUACUUUGAAAUGUCUGUUGUUUAUGUGUGGGUGCUGUUUGCCCACAAGGAGUUAUCAGAGAUCCUUUCCACAUUCUAUAUCUUAGAAAAUCAAAAGGAAUUUUCUAGUGAGAAGAAAAAUACAUAGAAGAAGCCUCCACUGUUGAGUAACUCAGAUUUGUACCACUGACAGUGUCUCGUAAGUCCGAGGAAAUAGACAGCUUAAGAUCAAGGUUGCUGUCUCUCACUUAAACACUGUAUGUUGGAUAACUUUUCUCCUGGGAAGGAAGCACAAAUUUUUGUUACUUUCUUUCUUCACGGAUUUGACAAGUUCUAGGGGCAACCAGAAGUCAUGGCCCUUAAGCCACCUUGCUUCAGGACAACUCUCCACCGUCCAUUUUCAAAGAACCAUCCAUGUAUUAAUUCUGUUUGAUAUGCCAUGAUUCACUGGCAGACUCAACGCUUUUAGAGCCCAGAGCCCACUUGUCUGGAUUUGUGGCUCUAAAGAAGUGUGUUAAGUUUGCUCUACCACUCAGGCUGAUCAGAAAAAGCAAAGGGAAAGUGGUGGGGGUGGAGGCGGGGCUCCCGUGUGGAGAGGUUCACUCACACCUCUAACCACCUCUGACCGCAGCCGAGAGAAGCCCUGGGUCAGUAGCCAGUGAAUGAUACGCCAUCUACUCUUCACACAUCGAGGGCUCAUCAUGUGAGAGUGGAGCGGUCACCCCAGUCUCCUUUGCCAAAAUUUCAUAUUGUUCCCAGAUAUAAACUUGUGAAACGCAGUAUGUGUUUUCGCUCAAAACAAUAAAAGAGGUUUAUUUUUCACUUAA